AUAAUGUCGAGGGUUUAUGUUGGUCGUCUCCCAGCGAGGUGCUCCGAACGGGACAUCGAGCGUUUCUUCAAGGGUUAUGGUCGUCUUCGAGAUAUAGUUCUUAAGACGGGUUAUGGGUUUGUUGAGUUUGAGGAUUCAAGAGAUGCCGAAGAUGCCGUCUAUGACCUCCAUGGCAAGGACCUCCGGGGCGAGCGCAUUGUAGUCGAGCAUGCUAGGUUGCCACCAGGAUCAAGAGGAAGUAGUAGACGCCGAGAAUCCGAGUUUUACAGCACUAGACGCUAUGGGCCUCCAACUCGCACGGAAUAUCGAGUUAUAGUGGAGAACCUGUCGUCUCGCGUUAGUUGGCAGGACUUGAAGGAUAUGAUGAGAAAGGCUGGUGAGGUUACGUAUGCUGAUGCGCACAAGCAAGUGAGAAACGAAGGAAUAGUUGAGUUUGCUACUUAUAAUGACAUGAAAGCUGCCAUUGACAAAUACGACGGCUAUGUGCUCUAUGAGCGGCGUCUGAAGGUGUAUGAGGAUAAACCUCGUCAUCGCUCAAGAUCGGGCUCUCGUCGAAGUGGCAGCAGACGUGACGCCAGGCGUUCUCGAAGCAGGGGCUCACGCCGCCGCGACAGAUCCCGAUCUGACAGCCGUCGUCGUUCUUCGUCCAGGAGGUCACGCUCGAAUCGCGAUCGUUCACGCGAUUCAGAUGCAUCGCGAAAGUCUCGGUCGAGGUCCGGGCGAUCAGCAUCUCGCCGCAGUGAUCGACGGUCAGGCGGUCGCCGUAGUCGUUCACCAAGCCGCAACGGUGAUGGCUCAGCAGCGGGUAAUGGAAGGUCGCGGUCGGCGUCAAACGGACGUUCUCGCUCGGUUUCUCUCCAUGAUUCUCGAUCUGGUUCAAGGCAUCGUUCGCGAAGUGUUUCUCCUGCGGACCGUUCUCGUGGAGGUACAAAAUCAAGAUCCAGGUCCCGGUCUCCAGAGGAGAUGGACUCGAGACGUGCCAGCGUUCCUGACCAUCAAAGUGAGGAUGAUCGGGCCGAGGCAGUCGACGAGAAUUAA
Molecule: messenger RNA, 1038 nt
Organism: Mesocestoides corti
Lineage: Eukaryota; Metazoa; Platyhelminthes; Cestoda; Cyclophyllidea; Mesocestoididae
Source: the annotation of a GenBank genome assembly